Molecule: messenger RNA, 6489 nt
Organism: Iphiclides podalirius (scarce swallowtail)
Lineage: Eukaryota; Metazoa; Arthropoda; Insecta; Lepidoptera; Papilionidae
Source: the annotation of a GenBank genome assembly
AUGUUGUGGUAUUUACCAUGGUCUGAAAGUAUUAAAAAAAGGGCUUGCAGAUAUCUUCUACAACGUUAUCUUGGAAAUUUCCUUGAAGAAAAACUUACUUUAGAUCAGCUGAGUGUUGAUCUAUACAAUGGAACAGGAACGGUGUGCGAUGUCAGCCUUGACUGCGAGGCACUCAAUGAACUUGGUGAUUCACAAAAUUGGCCAUUAGAAAUAGUAGAUGGACAUAUGCAAGAAAUAACUGUGACCAUCCCAUGGUCUACAUUAUUGAAAGAUGAUUCCAUUGUUGAAGUCAAUGGACUAUCAGUUACAGUACAACCUAAAGUUCGAGUGGAGCCAGUAUCAUCAAUGCUGGAGUCAAUGUGGUCAUCAAUGUCAUCAUCAAUGCAGCUUGCGGCUGAAUGUCUAAGAGAAGAAGCUGGUCCACAAGAAUCCAAUCCAGUAGAAGGAAUUGAAAUGUUUGCACAUGCCAUUGAUUCCGUUUUGAGCAGAGUGAAGGUGAAAUUUGUUAACACCAAAAUAAGAAUUGAGCAUGUACCCAAGAAUGGUGUCAGAGGAAUUGCUUUGGAAAUUCACAUUCAGAACAUUGACUACUUUGAUGAGGCUGGCGCAGAACCCGUUCCAGACUCAACUGACCCUGGCAAAUCUAAAACAUACAUAGUUGCAACAUACACCAACAAGAAAAUAAAAUUUGAUGGAGUCACACUCUACAUUGACGAGUUCCCGUCAAAGUUGCGGACGAUGGCGAGAAGUUUGACCAUGGAGAAAUCUGUCUCAUCGCAAGCUGAUAGAUCAGAGCACCCGGAAACGCCAGAUGCAAACUAUCAGAGCACCAUAUCAGACAUAUUUUACGAAACAAAAAGUGUCAUAUCAACAAUUGAAACUGACCCUGUCAAAGAAAUAAUCGGUGAAGAAACAUCUCGUGGAACUAGGGAAGCCACUCCGGAGGAGAGGUCAAGUCAACCGGAGCCAAUAGUUUUCGCCAAAUUAACAGGGCAACAGGAAUUGGCACUCAAAUUGAAAUACUCCGAAGAAGUGGAAGGGCCUAAGGUUGAAGUUAAUAUAUUGUUGGGAUCUUUAAUAUUGUUUUUAACGCCUAGGCAGUUGCAUACUUUAAUAGAAAUUGUGGAUGCUCUGAAUCAACCGGAUUUAGAAGAUACCAGUAAUUUACCUCUUCGUUCAAGUGGCAUAAAUAUGCAAUGCAAACCAAUGAAACAGGCGGAUUUUCAACUCAUAGAAGCGCAGCUGCAAGGAAACUUGGAACGGCAAGCUAGACCAACUCACAUGUAUGGAUGGUCAGGCCCAAGCUUUGAAGACAGCGACGCUGAGAGCGAAAAGUUUCAUCCGAUGACGUCACUCGGCAACCAAAUGACAGAGAGCUUCACGUCUUCCGUCAGCUCCAUGAGCGCCAGUAUGUCGUCCAGUGCCAACAUGUCAACUACGCAGCCCAGGAUUAAGAGGAACAAGAAAGCUCCACACAUCGAUGGAGAUCCGACCGCGGAAGUGUCGCACGUUAGUCUCAGAAUGGCGUCAUUCUCUUGCGUUCUACUGCACAAGGACAUACUGGUUCCGACACCGAUGGGUUCCGACUACGUUUCGCCCGCGUCAGCCGUCAAGAUGCAAGAGGCGUCUAGAGAGUUCUUCGACAGCGUGGAGACGUUCUGUCGCACCGACGAGAGGAGGGAAGCCCAUAGAGUCAAUGACGCGCUGGACAGGGCCACCAAAAGGAACCAUCUAAGGAUACUCACGACCGAGAUGAGCGUGGACGGGAGCGAGAAGGUGACGUCACACGGCAGCCAGACCGUAUGCGAGGCGGCAGUGAGGAACGCGCUGGUCCGCGAGUGCCUCUACUUCCAGGACGGCAGCGACCACUCCUCGCCGCGCCACUUCGACCUGAUCCAUUUCGAGAGCAAAGAGGAUUCAGACAUGGGUGCCAUCCCAACCCCGAAUAUUAGAAUAAAUUUCAAACAAACUUCAAAGUACAUGAGGGUGUCCGGUGAGAAGAAACUGGUCUCCCCUUCGACAGAUAUUGUCGUGAAAUGCACACCGUUCUACGUGGACGUCGAGCUGACCUUAAUGGAGCGGAUGUCUGCGACCUUCUUCCCCGCGAAGGUCACCAGCGUCACCCCUUCGGCCUCACCACAGAACCAGAUCAGCGCUGCGCUGCACUGUCCCCAACUGAAUGUUAUACUCAGAUUCCCAAUAGCAGACCUUCGGGCGGGCGUCAAUCGAGAGACGCGUCGAGUACGCCCCGACUACUUGCUGUUCCGUUUGCACGCGGCCACAGCGGGCUGGCAACAGCUCGCAAGUGUUCGACCGCAGCCAACGACGCUCACACUCAAGGCCACAACCCUGGACCUUUACUACUGCGAAAACGAGGACUUGCCUUCGACUCACGUGGCCCAAUCGACCAUGGACGCCGCUUCGUUCGAGGGCAACAUUCUGAGGGGAAACACAACAUCACCGCUACCUAUGAUAUCGAUAACCUUCCAGCCGCGGGACUCGAACAGGGGCCCAUUCGACUCCCUGCACGACGAGAUGCACUUCGAGCCAAAGGUCCUGAACCCCAUGACGACGUCAAUGUACAUAAUGAACAACCUGAAGAGCACUCUGCCCAGCCCCUUCAGCGGGAAGAAGACGGCGCACCAAAGCAUUACGAAGCAAGAGGAUAACCAACAAGGUCAAGAAGAGGACCUUAUAGUUCCCGGCACCGAAGAAGAGAUGACGGAGUUCACCACCAGUUCCGUGGAGAACUCGUCGAUACAUCUUGAUUUCAAUCUACCAAUUCUCAGCUUGCAGCUUGAGUCCAAACAACUAUACGAGAUCAUCUAUAAUCGAAUCAACUCGGACCUGUUGCUGUGGGAGCCGCAAAUUGUGGACCAGUUCGAGAUAAGUCCGCACAUGUGCGGCACAAUCUACCCCGCCUUUGGCAUGUGCAAAGGCGCAGGCUACGACUCCGACACCGAUAGCAGUUCUUCCGAAGAAGAAAACCUCUAUUAUUCUACGUACGACAACAAACUCAAGAAAGGCAUCGGCAACACUAGGCCUUUGCCCGAAAACAAAGAGAGUGAGAGCCAUAACUUCUGUCUCACUUUGAAAGUCGGUAAAGGAUUGCUGACUAUAUUUUCUCCAGUGAGGGAUAGCAAUAAACGUGUGGUGCCUGGCCAAAUGGGAGAGCUGGUCCUCGAAGCGUACAAACUGAGCAUGUGCCAAGUGAGCGGUCUGAACGGGCGCGCGAAGACCGCCCAACUGUGCCUCAGAUCUGGAAAAGUCACAUUAUACCAUGAACCUCUCCUCACCAUACCUUCGGAGAAGCCUCCGCUACGUCUCUACGGAACAAGUCUUCCGAUGCAUCUGAAGAGUACUAUCUAUCCUUCAAAUAAGGGUAUCAUCAUUAAAGAGAGACUACAAACUAAGGACAUGUUCUCGCUCGCUUUAAAAACCGAUCCCGACAGCGACACUCCAAAUUUAAAGACAAUCUGCAUAGCGCUGGGCAUAGAGCAGGCAACUUUGCGGCAUCGAGGGGACAAAGGCAUCGCUUGGCUGAGCCAGCUGAUGGAUGUAUUGGACGUCUUGGACUAUCCAGUGCCAGGCUACACACCGUCGAUCGUCCUGUCGGAGUUGCACGUGCACGUUUGGGACUGUGCUGUUGAUUACAGGCCCCUGUACCUGCCCAUCCGCACCGUGCUCACGUUGGGCAACUUCAGCGUGUCCAGCAACCUGAUACCGGAGACGAACACGUCGUGCCUGCGCUUCCUCGCCCAGGAGUGCACGCUCUUCCUGGGCCGCACGGCCGGCUCCGGCCCCGGCGUGGCCCACGACGACGAGAAGCCGCCCGAGGUGCAGCGGGACUACGUGUGCGUCGUGGACGUGGGGCUGUUCGAGCUGGCGCUGAGGACCGAGGAUAAGUCCGGCGGCGUAGAGCAGCCGCAGGUGGAGCUGACCGCGUGCAACAACCAGGUGAGCGUGCACACGUGCUGGGACUCCGCGUCGGCGCUGUGCCGGCUGCUCACGUACGCGGCGGCGGAUGGCGACUCGCUGCCGCCGCUGCAGCGCUCGCCGCGCCACAGCCUCUGCUCCGAGCGCCCGCUGGAGCAGCUAGUCGGAUUGGACGACCGGCCCAUUGAAGAGAUCAGAGAGCUGUCUCCGAGUGAAAUUCAACAGGUCAACGAUCUGAUGGCUGAAGCCAUGAAGGAGAGUCCAAACAAUACAAUAGACGAGGAUGAACUGAUCAGCUCGACGGAAAAGGAAGGAGUCGAGAUAUUCUUCUUCCCGGACGAGUCCAACAUGAAAGUCAGGCAGGGGUCUUCGGAGGGCCUGAGCGGAGAUCUCGAACCGAAACCCGUGGACUGCGAGGACCCAACUCCUGUGCCAGCGGAGGAGGUCCUAGAACCGAAGCCAGCGUCGGCGCAAUCCACCCAGGACAUCACGGACCCCCCCACGACACCGAGAAGCACGCCCCGGAAAUCCAAAAGGAAAAAGGCGAAGUCAGGGGGCGACGGUGGCAACACCGACGACGAGUACUGCAUAGUGGAGAGCGCCGCUUACGGCCAGGACAACGAAAUGGACGAGCCGGUGGUGAAGUGGAUCGGACCCGGUCCUGUGUACAUGGUGGACAACCACUUCACCGUCCCCGCCGCCAGGACGGACGUGCUCAAGGCGCCCAAGAGCUUCCCCAUGCCCGUUCUGAGGUAUACACUGUGCGAGAUGAGUCUCACUUGGAACAUGUACGGCGGCCACGACUUCAGCACCGCCGCCGACGCGUCCACUGCCAAGAAGACAGUCACCAUAGAAGGCGACAAGCGAAAGCAAGGCUCGCCCACAAUAUCCAAACGCAGCAAAGAGUACGAGCCGUACGACAGCGGGCGGUCGGCGGCGGAGGCGUACCGGCGCGGCGUGAGCUGGGCGGCGGGCGAGGAGCGCGUGCGCAGCGCGCCGGGGCCGGGCCACGCGCGCGAGCUGCGCUCCCGCGGCGGGCCGCGCCGCGACCACCACACCUGCGUCAAGCUCCGCCUCGCCAAGGUGAAAUUCCUGCACGAAGUGUACCCGGCUGGAGGCACUCAGGCAUCCCGUCAGACGCUCGCCAUCGCGAAGAUUGAGGUUCUGGACCGGCUGGUCUGCAGCGACAUAAACAAGCUCCUCAGCCAGUACAAGCUCAAGGACGAACCGGAGAGGAAGAACGCCCACAUGUUGGUGGUGAAAGCGGUGCAUUUGCGGCCCGACCCGUCGCUGAGCGCCCAGGAGUGCUGCCUCAAGGUGUCGCUGCUGCCCCUCAGGUUCAACCUGGACCAGGACACGCUCGCCUUCCUCGUCGGCUUCUUCUCCAAGCUUGGCUCCGACGAAUCUGCAGACGACGACGUGAAGAGUGUCAGCGGCCUGUCGACGGAUUCGAGCGGCUCCCGCCAGACCACGCCCACUCAUCGCCCUCCCGUCAUGAGCAUCGCCAGCCAUCUGCGCGAUCCCCCGCCAACGCCCACCUCCAUAGGAGACGCCGACUCGCUGUCCCUCAACGAAGCCGUAAUCCGCGACGACGAGCCCCUGAUGGAGACGUACGAAGCCGAACGCCUGGUUUCCGAGAACCUGAUCCAGCUCGAGGAGGACUUCCAGAAGCUCGGCAUCAAUCAGGAGAAGCCCACAGCCAAGAUUCCUGUGGAAACGGAGGCGGUCGAUGACUCGCCUAUCUAUUUCAGGCGCGUGGUAUUCUCGCCGGAGGUGCCCAUCCGGCUGGACUACGUGGGCAAACGCGUGGACCUCUCGGCUGGGCCCGUGGCUGGGCUGCUGAUGGGGCUCGGUCAGCUCAACUGCUCCGAGCUAACUCUCAAGAGGCUCGACUACAAAUUGGGCUUAUUGGGUUUGGAAAAGCUGGUGCAAUGGGCCCUGCACGAGUGGCUCUCCGACAUAAAGCGGCACCAGUUGCCAGGACUGCUCAGUGGCAUUGGGCCUAUGCAUUCUCUGCUGCAGCUCAUUACUGGGAUCCGCGACCUGGUGUGGCUGCCGGUGGAGCAGUGGCGUCGCGACGGCCGUCUGGUGCACGGGCUGCGUCGCGGCGCCGCCUCCUUCACCGCCAGGACUGCCGUAGCAGCCCUGGACAUCACCACGCGGCUGCUGCACCUCAUACAAGCGACCGCCGAGACGGCCCUGGACAUGCUGACACCGGGGCCUGCUUUGGCGUUGCCCGCGGCCUCCUCGCGCCGGGAGCGCCGCCGCAGGCGCGACUCCGCCCGCCACCCGGCCGACAUCCGCGAGGGUGUUGCCAGCGCCUACAACACCAUGCGAGAGGGUUUCGCGGAGACGGCGGCGUCCAUGUCGCUGGCGGCGCGCUCGUCGCGCGUGGGCGUGCUGCGGCAGCUGCCGGGCGCGGCGGUGGCGCCCCUGGCGCUCGCGGCCGCCGGCGCGGCGGACGUGCUCGGCGGCGUGCGGGCCGCGCUCGCGCCGCACCUGCACCGCGACCACGCCGACAAGUGGCGGCGCCCCGAUACCGCAACAGCCGAG